UGCUGGAAAAGAUGGCGGAAGUCGACGAGUCCAACAAACCUCUAUUCGCUGGCUUGUCCGACGUUUCCAUAUCAGAAGAUAUUCCUGUGGAGGGUGAGAUAAGCGUCCCUGUCAACUCUCAGAACCCCGACGAUGAGUUCUCCACCCUGGAUGAACCGGUCAAAGACACGAUUCUGAGAGAUCUGAGGGCAGUUGGAAAGAAGUUUGUCCAUGUCAUGUACCCUAAGAAGAGCUCAGCACUGCUCAGAGACUGGGAUUUAUGGGGACCACUGCUGCUUUGUGUUACACUGGCCCUGAUGUUGCAGGGCGGCUCUGCGGACAGUAAGGAUGAUGGGAACCCACAGUUCGCUGAGGUCUUCGUCAUCAUUUGGUUCGGCUCCAUAGUCAUCACCCUCAACUCCAAAUUACUGGGCGGAACCAUUUCUUUCUUCCAGAGCUUGUGUGUGUUGGGUUACUGUAUCCUGCCUCUGACUGUGGCCAUGCUGCUCUGUCGCCUGCUUCUCAUGAUGACGCCGGAAAAAGCAAACAAUGCAUUUGAAUUGAUUGGUUUCAUUCUGCGGGUUGUUGUAGUCACAGCCUCCUUCAGCUGGUCCACAUAUGCCUCCACAGCGUUUCUCGCAGACAGCCAACCAGCCAAUCGGAAAGCUCUGGUGGUCUACCCAAUCUUUUUAUUUUACUUUGUGAUUGGUUGGAUGAUUCUGACUUUUGCAACUUCCUCUUAACACAAAGACACAAUUUGGACUGAGAAAAAAAAGUCCUCUUCCUCACCACGCCUCCGGAGGGAGGGAUGUGGAGGGGUCAUGAGGGAAGUAGAGAAAGAAGAGAAUGAACACUGGAGCAGUGACUGUGUGGUGUUCUGUUGCUUAAUUCAUGUUCCGUUUCUGGUGUUGGGAUCAGCACCAUCAGCACUAUUGUCACAGAAUGCAAUGCACUCACUCGUGUGUGUGUGUGUGUGUGUCUGCGUGUGUGUGUGUGUCUGCGUGUGUGUCUGCGCAUGUGUGUGUGUGUAUUUCAGAACCAGAUGGGAAAUUAAAAGCGUGUUUCAUUUGUGAGUAAGCAGAAUUAUGAUGUGUAGUGUCAGAGGAGUAUCGUGUAUGGAGGAGUAUCGUGUAUGGAGGAGUAUCGUGCAUGGAGUUUGUGACAUGCUUUGUGUUCGGUCAAUUGAGCUGGUGGACUGACUGGUGGCCCAGAGGGAAAGUAUAUGUUUUUUGGUUUUUUGUUUUUGUCUUUGUUUUUUGUUUGUUUUUUCAUUUUGGGUUUAUUCUUUUCUGUAUUUUACACAUUUCUGUUUUGUCCUCAUUAAUGACAAGGAGUUUGCCCUAUUAUGGUGUGUUUCUCAUGUUAAGGUAAAGGAAAUGUCAUUCUAAAGUGUAAAAUGAAAGAUUUAAAAUCAAACUAAUGAAGUUGAGAAUUUACUGUGUAAUCAUAUUGUAAAUGUCAGAUGUGUAAAACGACCAGCAGUGCUGUUGGCUGUUUUGUGUGAGGGGGCUUUCUGGCUGCUGAUAGCACCUUCUAUCUUUAUAUCUGAGCCAUGCUGGUGGCAGGAUGAAGGUUUUUCAUAUUAAA
Messenger RNA from Chanos chanos (milkfish), 1566 nucleotides. It is a transcript of the gene yipf6, whose product is annotated as Yip1 domain family, member 6. Bases 12 to 722 code for a protein of 236 amino acids. Gene Ontology annotation, biological process: endoplasmic reticulum to Golgi vesicle-mediated transport. Gene Ontology annotation, cellular component: membrane; trans-Golgi network. NCBI's taxonomy places the organism in Eukaryota, Metazoa, Chordata, Actinopteri, Gonorynchiformes, Chanidae. The transcript is spliced from 7 exons. The record is from RefSeq and is a predicted model, not a curated record.